Molecule: messenger RNA, 396 nt
Organism: Naegleria lovaniensis
Lineage: Eukaryota; Heterolobosea; Eutetramitea; Acrasida; Naegleriidae
Exons: 1
Coding region: 1-396 (131 amino acids)
Source: RefSeq, a predicted model, not a curated record
AUGUUCUGCAUUGAAGAAGGAAAUGUUAUACCUCCAUCCGGAGCCAAGUACUCGGAAGAAAAACUGAAUAUUCUCUCCAGCAUUAAAGCCAAUUUGAUUAAGGCUUCUGAAGGAAUGACUCGGAUUGGUUAUGAAAAAGGAACAGGUACAAGCUUUUAUUUGCUUCCAAAUGUUAUUUGUACCAACUCACAUGUGGUAAAGACUUCCCCUUUCAUCUACCAGAACUCCUACUUGAAAGCCAAACAAGCAUCAUUCAAAAAACUUUUACCUGCAGAACAAAAGGUGCUCUUCUCAGGAACAGAUAUCCCUAACGCUGUCAAAAGAAAGGUAAGAUCCUUCCUCCAUAUGUUGAGAUCCAUUAUCAUCCACUCCUUGAAAGGUUAUAUCAGUACUUGA